Messenger RNA from Mytilus californianus (California mussel), 8674 nucleotides. RefSeq names its product ras-related protein Rap-2c-like. Gene Ontology annotation, molecular function: GTPase activity; GDP binding; GTP binding. Gene Ontology annotation, biological process: Rap protein signal transduction; negative regulation of cell migration. Bases 306 to 845 code for a protein of 179 amino acids. The record is from RefSeq and is a predicted model, not a curated record. Gene Ontology annotation, cellular component: plasma membrane. NCBI's taxonomy places the organism in Eukaryota, Metazoa, Mollusca, Bivalvia, Mytilida, Mytilidae. The transcript is spliced from 2 exons.
UGCUUCCUGCGCCCACCCAAAAUGGCAGAUGACUGUCACAGUUGAACAUGCAACAAGUUCUAUGUUAUAUCGACUAUAUAACUUAACUAUCAAUGAUUUGAAUUAAUCUAUAACCAGAAAUUAUUCAUUAUUCGUAAAUAUUACAUUUUAAAACAAGUUGAAGGUACAAAAGACGUGAGAAAAAUGAACUGAUUUAACUCGUAUAUAUCGCACCCAUUUUAGUGACCUCAUAUUAUCCUGGGGAUUUAAAUUGUGAUAGACAAGUCCAGUCAAAGGCAACUGACCACAGCCUGUAAUCACUGACCAUGAGGGAAUAUAAAGUUGUUGUUUUAGGCAGUGGUGGUGUAGGGAAGAGUGCACUAACAGUUAAAUUUGUAAGUGGGACUUUCAUGGAAAAAUAUGACCCAACUAUUGAAGAUUUCUACAGAAAAGAAAUAGAAGUGGAUUCAGCACCAUCAGUGCUAGAAAUUCUUGAUACCGCAGGAACAGAACAAUUUGCAUCUAUGCGAGAUCUGUAUAUUAAAAAUGGACAAGGUUUUGUUAUUGUUUACAGCAUAACAAGUUUACAAACAUUUCAGGACAUAAAAACAAUGAAAGAACAAAUACAGAGGGUGAAAGGCAUUGAUGAUAUACCAAUGAUAUUAGUUGGGAAUAAAGCUGACUUAGAUCAUCAAAGAGAAGUGCCAUCAAGUGAAGGUGCUUCAUUAUCUCUUGCGUGGGGGUGUCCCUUCACAGAGACAUCAGCCAAAGUUACACAAAAUGUAAAUGAAGUUUUUAUUGAAAUAGUGAGAGAAAUGAACACUAGUCCUGUUAAAGAAAAAAAAGGCUGCUGUGUGAUAGUAUGAAAAUAAGAUCUCAUAGAUGUUUUAAAAUAUUAUAGACACUUCAUUCUCAAGGUCAACAGUAAUUAAAGAGGUCCAAUUGAUUCAUAGGCACAGAUCCAGCUAUCAGCCAACAUUUUCAGUUGUCUCCCUUGAGCACAGCAAACAUUUCCAGUUAUCUCCCCUGAGCACAGCAAACAUUUCCAGUUAUCUCAGCUUUCAUCUUCAUAUUCAACAAUGUAAUCAUCAGCUUUGUUUCAUGGUAUAUAUUAGUAAAGCAGCACACAGGAUCCCAAAUAUUAACAUGAUUCUACAAGAGACAAAAAUUGACAAGCAUUAGUUAGAUAAUCAUCAUUUUAAAGUCAGGAAUUGUAAUUAUCGGAGUUUUAUUUUUGUAUUAGAAUGUAAUGUAUGCAUGAACAUGCAGUUUAUAAACAGUCCAUGAUAAACCUGAAACUUACAAAUGUAAACCCUACCUUAAACCAAUGUAAAUGUAUCAUUUCUUUGUGCCGCAGUUUUAAACCAUAGUAUGUGUAAAUGUUUAGAACAAAAAUUUCGGGAAGUAUAAUUAAAAAAAUGUUUGCUUAUUUUUGGACCAUGACAAAGUGCUUUAUAGUCUGUUUCAAAACCAUUCAUGUAUUUUAAAGUUUACAACAUAGCCAUCACCUAUUAAAUGCAUUAUAAGUGCCUUUAUGGGAGUUAAGGUGUUUCUAUAUUUUCAUAGUCACUGUGGCUAAAUACAUACAAUAACCUUAUUUGUUAAACAAUUGAUUGAUAUGCACCAAAAUAGUCAAAUUUGGCAUGAAUGCUCAGUCAGGAGUAAUACUUAUACAAGUCACUUUUAUUUACUGGUUAAAAUAAAUAAUUUUGGAGGUAGAGUUGUCUCCCUUUGUCAUAAAGAUUUUUAAAAAAUUAUUCUAGAAAGAAAGUCAUAAGUUCUUCUUUUCUUGAAUUUAUCUUCACUGCGUUGCUCCAAUAGAGUUUUUAAUUGUCUACUAUUACUAUUCAUAAAAGUUAUAUUUCAUGGACAAUGAAAAUCUCAUUUGUCUUGUAAUUUUCAAAAUAAUGUCUGUUUGCAAAUUUUCCAGGUCCUUAUCCGAGGAAUUUUUUAAUGCCUUGCACAGUAGAUUUCUUUGUUUAGUUCUAUCUGAGAUGAAAGAUUGAACUCUAAUUAAGAAACAGUAAGCAAGCCAGGAAAAAAUGUUUGAUGCACAUUUUGACUUCCUAAAACUUGAUAAUUUCAGGGGUUGCAAAAAUAUUACUUGUGAAAGUAAAUGUUUGGACAAUCAUAAUGGGAGAUUAUUCACUCCUUGAAAAGAAAUUUAAAUCUGACAAAAUAAAUAACUUAUACAAUCUUCAAGUAUUGUACAAUGUAUUACCCCUGACUGAUGAUUGGUCUUGCAAUGAUUAUUUUACUGUUCUAUGCAAAAUUAUUCUGAAAACAUACUUUAUUAGAUUUAAGCUAACAUUGGUAAAAAUCUAACACAAUAACAUUAAAAAGUUCUUACAACAGAGCCCCCAUGGGUAAUGGGUAAGAUAUAAUAAAAAGGACUUUUUUUACCUUUCAAAGAUAUAGAAAUAUAAAGUUCAUAGGUGAUUUUAUGAGUUAGUCAACAAAUUUUCAGUACAUUUAAUAUUCAUGGUUUAUGACUGAACACUGAUUUAUCUAAAAUUAAAACUUUUGCAUGAAAUGCAGUAAAUUUUGACCCACUAAUCAGUCUUCAUGAUAAUUUUAUGAAAAUUUAAGUUUGUUUCAAUUGGCCUGUAGAAUCUAAAAAUGAUUUUUACAGACCAGAAAACAAUUUUACAAGCCUAGUACACAUUUUUGUUAAGGGGCCAGCUGAAGCCCGCCUCCAGGUGUGGGAUUUUCUCGCUGUGUUGAAGACCCAUCGGUGGCCUUCGGCUGUUUUCUGCUCUUUGGUCGGGUUGUUGUCUCUUUGACACAUUCCCCAUUUCCAUUCUCAAUUUUAAUUGUCACAACUUUAAAUAAAAGCUGAUACAGUUCUUCUAGAGUCAAAUUUUACCUGAACUUUUUCAAUAUCUAUGAUGUAUUUUACACUCAAAUUUUGAAAAUACCAGACUAAAGAAAAGAUUUCCUUUGGUUUUACCAGUAAUUGUAUUACAUCUUCUGGGCAUAAUUCAACAUGAUGCAUGAUUCAAAUAGUUGUCAGAUAAACGACUGUCAAUAAAAAAAAACAAACAACUGUUGUAACCAUUUGCAUAGCUUACAGAAAUGUGAGCAGUCAUUUUUAAUUUCUAAUGUACUUGUUAUUCCCUGCUUUAGUGAUUCAGUAAAGUGUAUAUACCUAAGAUUGCACUUAGAUAUGAUGAAUAGAAUUUAUUUUUCAUCCAAUUUGAUUGCAUUUUCCAAGAAGAUUCUCUUGUCAGAUUGCAGUUUUCAGAACUAGGCAUGCAAGCCAUCAUGGGUAAAUACACUUUUACAUGUAACAUAGAAUAAAGUAACUGAAUCCUUUCAUUAACGGCCAUGCUUGUUACACUUGUUAUUCACUGAACAACAUGUUGUGGUUAUGCUGUGAUUGCAGUGUACACUUUUAAUGUUCUUGGGCAUUGACUAUCAUAUUUUGUGUUAGUGUAUACUUUAUGUCUUUUAUAAAUCAUACUAUAUUGUAAGAUGCAUCAGUAUUCAAAGAACAUUGUUUACAUUUCUGUGGAUCAGAAAAGCAGUUAUAUAUAUAUCAAUAAUUUAUUAUAUGUUCACAGAAUGUCUGUUAAUCCUUAGCACAAAAGCAAUAGAACUACUGUCAGGAAAUUACUUUGUUCUUCAAUUCCAAUAUUUUUAUUCCACAUUGUAAUAAACUGUUCUAAAUUCCUUUUGAACGACUGCAGGAUAUAAAGCUGUAAUACUGGUAAGAUGUAUUUCAAUGAUGAUGAUGAAAUAACUUGUAAAGGUUUAUAUUACAUGUACAUGAUUUGUAACCAAAUGAUAUGAAUCUGAUUGAGAUAUUUUGCUCUCAAAUUUCUGAAAACUCUUUGCUCUAUUUUCUGUUCUAAUAAUCAAAUCAUUAUUAUGCUAACCAAUGAAUAUUCAGCCUCCAAGUAUUUUUAAUGUGUGUAUCAUGAAAAAACUAAGGAUCUCAGAAAUGUCUUCACCACAGAAAGAAUCCUUGUAAGCGUGGCAUGGAAGUAGGAUCUAUAUUUCAAAACAAGAUGCCAAAAGGUUGUCAAAUUCAGUGUUUUUACCUUCUUUUUUUUAUGUCAAAAGGGACCAAAACUCAAAACAUUUUGAAUAUUUAUUUUUAAGUUCAGAAAUCCAAUAAACAUUGUCCAUAUAGGACAUGAAGUUUUACACCAGUCAUUAAGAAAAUGAAUCAGAAAAGAAUAAGAAAAUUUCUUGAAAAUGAUUAUUCUUCUGUCUAUUAUGCUCAGUUGUCAGAAAUACAUUUUUUAUUUCCUGACAAUUAUGAUAUGUAUUUGUUUUUAUAACAAAGUAGAUAAUUUGAAUGAGACAAUUUUAUUUUGUGUUAUGAUCUAUUACAGGCAUUGAAUGUGUGUAAGAAGUUAUACUAUGUGCUGUUACAUGUAUCCCUCUUGUCUUUCAUUUUGAAUUUUGUCUAAUUGUAGCUAUCAUGUUUUAACUGAUGAUAUUACAGUGUCUAUUAAAUUUUAAAAACUUUUCAUAAGGGAGAUGAUGUAUAAAAAUCAUGCUUGUAAUAAGUUUGCUUUUGUCUACAAAGAUACUGAUUAAGUAAAGACUUGAACAGUGUAAUGAUACCCAACAUUACGUAGUAGCAGAGUUGUAAUGUUUCUGAAUUGUCAGUCUAAUGACGACUGAAGAAGCUCUCAUUGGAUGGAAUCAAUUUGGAUGCAUAUUCCACCCAUGAAAUAGACCCGUGUUUGUAUUAAAGGAGUUCCAUGUUGAUUCAAUUCAUUGAAAACAGUUGAAAUUGUUCAGUCCUUUCAGAAUUAUUUUGAUUUAUUGAUAAAUGUAUAAAGCGAUAUAUUUACAUUUAAAAUAUCCUGGAAACAACCCUUGUUCAACAUUGUGGUGUUGCAUAUCAUUUUACAUUACAAUUUGAAAUAUUGUAUAAAAUUGUAUCUUACAACAAUGAUUACUCAAUUUAGUACUAAAUACUAUUUUGAUGUUACAGAUUUUUAUGAUAGCUUUGAAAAAUCUGUUUCAAGAAUAUUAGAGUUUAAUAUUCAAAUUCUAGUAGGUUUCAACAACUUUUAGAUUUUGACAUUGUUCAGGAGAGAUUUUUCUUUCUUCUUCGACCCUCAAGAAGUUAUAUCACAGUUUAAAAAAACCUUCAGCACAACAAUGUAACAAAUUGAUAAACUCAUCAAUUAAAAAGGGAAGUGUUGUAUGUAAUUAAUACCACACAAUGUAACAUAUGUAUUCAUGAGUUCAUUCAUUAAAAAGUGAACUGUUCAAUGCUUACAUGUCAUAUUUGAAUUAGAAUUGCAGUUUCUCAAUUUCAAGAUAGUGAAUGUGUUGAUUGAAAGAAAAAUCAAGUGUAAACAAAUGUAAGGUCAUCAACAUUAUUACCUCCCUUGUAAUGAAUAUGUAUUUAUCAUUAUUAUACAAGUAUAACCUUUAAUAUUAUUUCAUUAUGUGAAUCAUGCUACAAAAUUCAGUUAAAACUGUUAUAUACAUGUAUCUAAGUUUAAAUGAUUAAGUUUGCUAUCAAUUGAUAUGUUGAAUGAACUAAAGUGUAUGAGACAUUUUGUUUAGUUUUUAUGAACUGAGUUGUACAAAAGACAUUUCUCUUUUUUAUACAGUAUCAUUCUUUUUACUCCAUUACUUAGAUAUUCUGUAUAGCAUAUGUAAUCAUUGUAUUCCACUGCAGAUACUAGAAAUUCAUUAUACUGCACACACAUUAAACAAUCAUGAAACACACUCUAUUGUAAUAUGUUGUUAUUAAUUUAAACUUCCUACAAUUCCUAAAACGUUGUACUUUAACAAAUAUUUUUCUGACAAGGGUAUUACACAUUUACCCAAAACUUUGGAUGGUUUCUGAAGUCAUUGGAUUGACUUAUCUCAUUUAAGAUCUCUAUAUUUUCUAUGAUAUUGUUUAUAUUUUUUUACAUGUAUCUGUUUUAAGUCCUUUGAACAACUGUUUGAUUUUUUAUGUAUGGGUGAAAGAUGGUAAAGCAAGUCAAACUUUAUUAUAUUUCCAUGGCAAUUUUACUUUAGUUGAAAAUUUAUUAACAGAAAGUUAAUAUUUUAUUUAAGUCAACCAAUACAAAACAUUUUGAAAAGUAAACAAAUAAUCGGACAUAGUAAUAGUGUUUGUAUGUCAGUUCAUUUGACACUUCUCCUUAGACUGUGCCCCUGAAAUGUAUGUCGAUUCAUCAGUACGCUGCUCCUUAGACUGUGCCCCUGAAAUGUAUGUUGGUUCAUCAGACACUUCUCCUUAGACUGCCCCUGAAAUGUAUGUUGGUUCAUCAGACACUUCUCCUUAGACUGUGCCCCUGAAAUGUAUGUCGGUUCAUCAGACACUGUGCCAUUGAAACCUUAAAACACUUUGUAGGAAUGUUGUCAUCAUGUGUGCUCACCAUGGGAUUCCACCAUUUUGAUUUGACAAUUUUUGUGUGAUUGAUUAGACUUGGACUAUUUUUGGCUUAUUGAAGCAUAAUUAAUUCUUGUUAAUACUAAACCUGAGACCACUUUAAUUGAUUUACACACAUAUGAGACCACCUUGUUAAAGCUACACCUGUGAGACCACCUUGUUAAGCUACUAAAUUGACACCAUUUACCCAAAGGUUUCUUACUUAUUAGGAUUGGUUUUUAUUAUAUAUUUAUUGGAGUUUACCUCACUAUACAAUUAUUUUUAUUGGAAAUUUUUGGCUGAAGUAAUGGGACUUGCACCACACUGUAAUCUUUUUUUAUACCUCCUAGCUGCUGAAAUUUACUUACAGUUUGGUCACACAACUAAAUGUAACAACAUUAAAAUCGAGUAUUAUCUAAACAUUUUCACAAUAGUCCCUAAAUUUUUUAAAUGUCAACAUUUCCAAUUUCUGUAAAUUCAGAAAUUAGUAUGUGCAUUUAUUAUUGUGAUUUUUGAAGAAUGGACAAAAAUGCGAGAUAAAUUAUUGCGAUUUCAGGAAAAGCUGCAUAUAGACAUAUAUAUCAGAUAUUAGAAUGCAUCAUUAGCAUUGAUAGAAACCUCACAAUAAUAUCUGAAUUUAAAGUAAAUGGCAACAAUUAGGAGAAUGAAAGAGUUUAGUCCUACCUAUUAGCAUAUUUUUAGUACAACAGUGUAUUUAAGUAUGUAACGGGGGACAUAUCCCUAGUGUAGCUGGUUUUUCAAGUCUACAAGGAACACUUCUCUAUUUUGUACCUGGUAUUGCACAGUCUUUCUUGUAAGUGACAGGGUCAUUUGAUAUUAGCUACAGUGUAAUUGGUGUUUCAUAUUCAACUCUUGUAUAUGCCACAGGUGAAACUUUGCUAUAGUGUGUAGCUGAUGUUCCAGUCUACUUGUGUGUUUGUCAGGGGAUAUCUAGCUACAGCGUGUAGCUGAUGUUCAAGUCUACUUGUGUAUGUGAUGGGGAACAUUUAGCUACAGUGUGUAGCUGAUGUUCAAGUCUACUUGUGUAUGUGAUGAGGAACAUUUAGCUACAGUGUGUAGCUGAUGUUCCAGUCUACUUGUGUAUGUGACGGGGAAUAUUUAGCUACAGUGUGUAGCUGAUGUUCCAGUCUACUUGUGUAUGUGACUGGGAAUAUUUAGCUACAGCGUGUAGCUGAUGUUCAAGUCUACUUGUGUAUGUGAUGAGGAACAUUUAGCUACAGUGUGUAGCUGAUGUUCCAGUCGACUUGUGUAUGUGACAGGGAAUAUUUAGCUACAGUGUGUAGCUGAUGUUCCAGUCUUCUUGUGUAUGUGACGGGGGAUAUUUAGCUACAGUGUGUAGCUGAUGUUCAAGUCUACUUUUGUAUGUGAUGGGGGAUAUUUAGCUACAGUAUGUAUCUGAUGUUCCAGUCUACUUGUGUAUGUGACGGGGAAUAUUUAGCUACAGUGUGUAGCUGAAGUUUCAGUCUUCUGAUGUAUGUGACUGGGGAUAUUUAGCUACAGUGUAUAGCUGGUGUUACACAGUCUACUCUUGAUUGUGAAAAGUCAUUUGGCUAUUGUGUGUAUAUAUGGCUGGUCAAAUUUACUACAGUGUUUAGCUGGUGUUCCACAGUUAGUUACAGUGUUGUUUGUUUUCAAUGAUUCAAUCUUGUUUGUGACAAGGGACAAUUUACUACAGUGAAGUGUGUUCCACAGGCUUACUCUUGUGAUGACAGGGAACAAUUUACCACAGUGUAGCUGGUGUUCCACAAGUCUACUCUUGUUAAUGACCGAACAAUUGACCACAGCUGGUGUACCACUGUCCAUUCAUGUAUGUGAGAAAGCUCAUUUGGAUACGACUUAGCAAUCUUGUAGUUAUAAGAAGUAAUAUUUUAAAUUAUAAUUAUUUCAUCAGUUUAAUUCACAUUUAUAGCUUAAAUAGUUAUGACAAGUUUACUUUUAUUGUUGUUCGAUAAUUAAUAAAAAAUUAUGGUAUUGCAUUUUUCAGGCUAGAAUCACCUUUUAAAACACUUAUUUUUUUAGAAAAUAAGAAAUAUUAUAUUAUGUAAGAAAGUUUUUAUUAAUUUCUCAGUAUUCAAUUUGAAGCUGUGCAAACAGCAAAUGAUUUACCAUGAAAACAGCACAUGCAUAUAUAUCUUAAACCCAUGCAUAAAUACUUGUCAUAAAGCUUAAAAACAUGCAUGUAUUUUACAUUUGAAGAAAUAUGAAUAUGUCCAUCUGCAUUUAAUGCAAAGCUUGUUUUAUAUAGACCACCAUUGAUAUUGUAAUAACUGUUGGGAUUUGUAUAAAGGGAAAUCUCAGUAUUAAUUAUAAACAUAUUCUUUA